AUGUCAAAGGUAUUGAGCAGAUGGGAUGCUAAGACAGAUGGGAGAGACUUCUUCCAACUCCCAAAGGCUAGUACUCUGGUUCGACGGCGUAAUUGUUUGAAAAACUCGAUACAGCACUGGCUUGUCUUGUUCACUCUUCUUCGUUACCAAAUCAGCAUGGUACACUUGUCUUCUUCUAUGCGAGGAUUUGCCGUAAACCAACUUCCGUUCCAGAAUAUGGAUUAG
Sclerotinia sclerotiorum 1980 UF-70 is the source of this 225-nucleotide messenger RNA. RefSeq lists its product with no specific name. Lineage: Eukaryota; Fungi; Ascomycota; Leotiomycetes; Helotiales; Sclerotiniaceae. The transcript has 2 exons. Bases 1 to 225 code for a protein of 74 amino acids. The record is from RefSeq and is a predicted model, not a curated record.